Molecule: messenger RNA, 1150 nt
Organism: Amaranthus tricolor (Joseph's coat)
Lineage: Eukaryota; Viridiplantae; Streptophyta; Magnoliopsida; Caryophyllales; Amaranthaceae
Exons: 4
Coding region: 211-813 (200 amino acids)
Biological process (GO): maturation of SSU-rRNA from tricistronic rRNA transcript (SSU-rRNA, 5.8S rRNA, LSU-rRNA)
Cellular component (GO): nucleus
Source: RefSeq, a predicted model, not a curated record
CCGACACAUUAAACACCCCUGCCCAUUUGUAAGCCCUAUCAUUCAUGCUCGACCUCCCCUGUUCGCCCCCCGCACCCUUUCACAGUUUCACUCCUCACCAAAGCAAAAAACCUAAACGCGUGAAAAUCAAAUCAUAGGAAGCUAAGCUAUAUAAUCUUCAAACAUCAAAAUUUAGGGUUUUUGGCGAACAAUUAAUUAACAUAGUUAAAGAUGGAGGAUCAAAAGAAGUUCAAAGUGUUAUCAACAGAAUCAAUUCACCAGUUUCAAGAAGGCAUAUCACUGAUACUUUCUAAAUGGUGGGCACUUCAAAUGGCUAUAGAAAACAACUGGGGAGGCCCUCAUUCUCGUGACAAAGCUCUUGAAUUUGCUUCCCAGAUUUUCUAUUUCUUCCACCAACCUAAUCGUAAAGAAACCAUUUACAUAGAUGAUUUAGAACUAUUGCUAGAGGAAGGGAUGCAUUCUUUUAAUACAGAAGUGGAGGACGGAAGUAUUGAGGAGGUGGCAGAGCAAUUGAUGAUCAUGCAUGAAGAGUGUUUGGAAGGCGACUACCAAUCAAUUCUGAAGUUGAAGCAAGUGAAAGCAAUGCCUGUUCCUCGUGCAAGACAGGAUGCAAGUGAUAGUGAUGACGAUGAAGCUAAUGAGAGCACGGGAAAUGACGAGGCUUCAUACAUGAUGAUUGAUUCACCAGCAUCCUUGCCAAACUCUAAUCCUACUCAAAUUCAGAAAAACGACGGUAUCCAGGAGCAGAUGGCUGAAGCUGAAGAUGGAUGGACUGUAGUUCCUUCGAGAAAGAGUAAAGGACGGAAGAAUUAGCUUAAGAUCCAAUGAGUACCCCCUUAAACCCUAAAAAUUGAAUACUGUUUAUCUUUCCCUUGCUUCCAAUUUUGCUUUCCUAUUGUCUUUUAGCACUCGAUGUAUUUUGAAGCUUGAUAUACAUGUGUACUCGUAUAUUGAGCAAUGUCGGUUAUGAAGAGAAUGACUUAUAUGACUGUUAUGUUGAGCGCACUUGUUAAUUUUUUUUCCGACUUGAAAUCGACCCAAUAUAUAACACUGUUAUGUUGAAUGGAAUCAAACGUUUGUGUAAUUGCCCAGUUUAUUUAAACAAAUCUACUGUGGUAGCAUUUGUAAUGCUGUGUUUUAUUUCACCAAA